AUGGAAGUAAAGAAAAAAACAACACCAACACCAUAUGUUCGCAAAUUGAGACUUCAUUGGACUUUAAUUAUUGUAAGCCUCCCAUUUUUCGUGGGUUCUAGUUUUAUACUCUAUAAACGAGUGAUAUUGGGACAUGAUAAAAGGAAAAUACAAAAAGAACCAACGUUAGAAGUUUUAAUUAACGAAAUAGGAAAUGAAAAUUCUCAAGUUGAAAAAACAAAAGAAUGA
This is a messenger RNA of Diversispora eburnea, 228 nucleotides long. The record is from the annotation of a GenBank genome assembly. Lineage: Eukaryota; Fungi; Glomeromycota; Glomeromycetes; Diversisporales; Diversisporaceae.